UGGUCACACUGUGAGGUCACGUGACCACUGCCAAUAUACCAAAGACAAGACAAUAAUCUUCAUCGACUUCUUUGGUUUAUAGCCACGAGGUUUUUAGAAAUACAUCAAUUUAAUAGUGAAAUAAUAAAAAAGAUUCAUUUUAUUAGGACAAAAUGCCACCUAGUAAUCCUCUACCGCCUAAAGAAAAUGCACUUUUUAAAAGAAUUUUGCGUUGCUACGAACAUAAACAAUAUAAAAAUGGUUUAAAAUUCGCAAAGCAAAUACUAUCGAACCCAAAAUUUGCAGAGCAUGGAGAAACACUGGCAAUGAAAGGGUUGACUUUAAAUUGCUUGGGUCGCAAAGAUGAAGCAUAUGAAUAUGUGCGUCGUGGUCUGCGCAAUGAUUUAAAGUCACCAGUCUGUUGGCAUGUUUAUGGUCUCCUUCAACGCUCAGACAAAAAAUAUGACGAAGCUAUAAAGUGUUAUCGAAAUGCAUUGAAAUGGGAAAAGGAAAACAUUCAAAUUUUAAGAGAUCUCUCUUUACUCCAAAUUCAGAUGCGGGAUUUAGAAGGCUAUAAAGAUACUCGAUAUCAACUCUUUACGCUUAGACCAACGCAAAGGGCAUCAUGGAUAGGCUUUGCAAUGAGCUAUCAUUUGUUAGGAGACUAUGAAAUGGCAAACAGUAUUCUAGAUGCUUUUCGUACUAACCAAAUGAAGGGGCCAUAUGACUAUGAGCAUUCAGAAUUGCUGCUUUAUCAAAAUAUGGUGUUAGCAGAAUCAGGCCAAUAUGAAAGGGCCUUGCUGCAUUUGCACAAGUUCCAAAGCCAAAUUUCUGACAAGUUAUCAAUUAAAGAGACCUCUGGUGAAUAUUAUUUAAAAUUGAAGAGGUUCAAAGAAGCUGAAGCAGUGUAUGAAGAUCUAUUAAAGAGAAACCCAGAAAAUGUGAUGUAUUAUCAGAAAUUAAUAGAAGCUAAACAAUUAAGUGACCCUGAUGAAAAAGUGGCCUUUUUUGAUGUGUAUAAGAAGGAAUACCCGAAAUCGAUAGCCCCACGCCGUUUGCAGUUAACGGAGGCGCGAGCGCAGGCGUUCGGCCGCCUCGUCGACGAAUACCUAAGGCACGGGCUCCAUAAAGGCAUCCCGCCUUUGUUUGUCGAUCUCAGGUCGUUAUAUGCAGACCAAAGUAAAGCAGACACAAUAGAGAAACUAGUGUUACAGUACAUAGAGAAUCUUACCAAGAGCGGUACAUUCAGUUCCGAGCCUGAAGAGGUGAAGCAGCCGGCCAGUGCUUUAUUAUGGGCUUACUACUUCGCUGCACAGCACUUUGAUUACAAGAAAGAUACGGACAGAGCCCUCCAUUACAUAGAUGCUGCGAUAGAACAUACUCCCACGCUCAUUGAAUUGUUUAUUGUGAAAGGAAGGAUAUUUAAGCACGCUGGCGAUCCAGUGUCCGCUUACCAAUGGCUAGAAGAAGCACAGGCUAUGGACACAGCCGAUCGCUAUGUUAACAGCAAAUGUGCCAGAUAUAUGUUACGGGCGGGGCACGUGAAGAGGGCCGAGGAUAUGUGCGCCAAGUUCACUAGAGAAGGUGUGCCAGCGACUGAAAAUCUGAACGAGAUGCAGUGCAUGUGGUUCCAAACUGAGGCUGCGGCAGCCUACCAGCGCCUGCAUCAGUGGGGAGAUGCCCUUAAGAAGGCCCACGAGGUCGACAGGCAUUUCUCUGAAAUAAUGGAAGAUCAGUUCGACUUCCACUCGUACUGUAUGCGCAAGAUGACUCUGCGCUCGUACGUUGGCCUCCUGAGGCUCGAAGAUGUGCUGCGGUCGCAUCCCUUCUACUUCCGGUGUGCGCGCGUCGCGAUUCAGGUGUACCUGCGUCUGUAUACACAGCCGCUGCAGGAUGCGCCGCAGACCGCAGAGCCCGAUACAGAAAACUUAGCACCUUCAGAGUUGAAGAAACUUAGAAACAAACAGAGGAAAGCGAAACGUAAAGCGGAGCAGGAAAGCGCACUCGCGGCACAGGUUCAGGUGAAAAGAGAACAGCAUCACAAGGCGCGGCAGCAGCAGGAGCAAGGAGACCCGGAGGCGCCACAACUCGACGAGCUCAUACCUGACAAGUUGGCGAGAGCAGAGGACCCCCUACAGCAAGCAAUCAAGUUCCUACAACCACUGCGGACACUCGCCGCGGAUAGAAUAGAAACACAUCUAAUGGCCUUCGAAAUAUACUUUAGGAAAGAACGGCCGCUACUGAUGCUGCAGAGCAUCAAGCGGGCGUGGCGGAUAGACCCCUUACAUCACCACGUGCAUUCCUGCCUCGUCCGGUUCCGGUGCUGGCUGGACUCGGCAUUACAUUCGAUGAACCAAAGCGUGGCUGCUGUAGUGCAAGCUAAUUGCCAACAGUUGUUCAAAGACCGCACCGCCAUUCAAAUGGCCGAGGAGUACUUAGAGGGCCCCGCGCUCCGGUCGCAAGCGGGCGCUCUGUGGGGCUCCCGGGAGCUGCGCCGCCUCGCGCCCUCCCGCGCGCCCCACGCGCUGCGCCUCGCCACCGCCCUGCACUACGCUGACCUCUCCAUACAGGGUUGCGUGGAAGUCCUAGAUAGCCUCAGGGAAGGCGACUUCGGGCCGUGCGAAGAAGAGAUAGAACGAUAUAUCGAAGCGUGUCGCGCCAAGUUCCCGUACGCGAUCGCGUUCAAGCCCGCUCAGCCCCAAACCCAGCCCCAGAGCCAAACCCAGCCCGAGCUGAACGACAACCAUGUGGACGACAAUGUUCUACAGUCCACCGAGAACGCGGUCAGCAAUUAAAACCGGAACCAAAAUAAAUUCCAAUACAGACGUAAGCGGCUCUGAAUCUUGAACUUUAUUCAUAAUUUUAUUUUCAUCACAUCUAUUGGAAAAGAGCUAGUUUGUUCUCUGUUUACAGGGACAAAAGUAGCGUAUUAAUCUAUAUGAAUUAAUAAUCCUUUUGGAUCAGGAAGGAGGAUAUUGUUAGGAAGUGUUCCAAUCACCAAAGAGAUCUCACGUCUAUUUAAUGAACAAAACAGGGUGAAAACCGCGCGCUCGCCAAAUAAAAAAAAGUUAGUAGAAAACUACAAACGCGCGAAAUACUCGGGUUUUUUCCAUUGGAAUAUUGACAUUGGUUUUAUAAAAAAAAAAGAGCAUUUCAUGAGUAGUGAGAAUGAAAGUAUGCUAAAAAUGUGAUACAAAGCAAAUAAUGAAAAUAUCAUCGUUUAGAAAAAUCCAAGGAAGGUGAAUUAUUUUACAGAAAAUGUGUUUUUGGCAUAUUUCUCUAGAUUGUCUUGUUGUUGUUGUAUGUAAAUAAAUUAACGUACUUUUUUUUACAUAUUCGUAGUUGCAUUUACUCAUUUUUUUUACAUAAACUAACGAUCCGCGGUAAAAUUUAAUUUAACUGAAUAAAUUAUCUGUAAGGAAUAAUGUAACUUUUCACCGAUGAAAGAAUUUGCAAAAUAGGUGCAGUAGUUUCAUUGAUUACUUCCCACAAUCAAACUCACAACCUCUAUAUUAUAUACCUAUAUAAUAAUAUGUAAAGGAUCGCUACAUACCUAUGUAGCGAUCCGUCCCGACUUUGCACGGAUGAAAUUUAUUUUGACAUGAUCAAAUAUGAGAAAUAAUAAGUCCAGCCACGGAAUUUUUAUAAGGCCACGUGAUUAAACUUUUCUUUUUAUAACUAUGCAACGGGAUUAUGAGUUUCACUCUGGUAUAAUGUAGCUUUCUAAGGGUGAAAGAAUUUUCAAAAUAGGUCUAGUAGUUUGUAAUUUUAUUCGUUAUAAAAAUACAAAUCUUUUCCUUUUUAUAUUACUUAUGACUUUGCACUGAUAAAUUUAUUUGAACGAGAUGAAAAAUAUAGCCCAUGACACUCAGGAAUAAAAUAUUUUCAAAAUCUGUCCAUUAGUUCCAGAGAUUAGUUCUAUAAACAAACUCGCAAUCUUUACUUCUUUAAAAUAUAAGUACAUAGAUAAACUAGGACCCGCCUUCGCUUCGCUUCUGUGCAGACUAUUACAGAUAAUGAUGAAGACUACUGUAACAAUUUGAAACUGGCAACUCUAUUAUGUUUUUGAAGUUAAACUUUUUGGACAGAGUGUAACGCGACUAUAUAUAAUACUAGUGGCCGCUAACGACUACGUACUCGUGGAGCUAGUUAGAAAUAAAGGUUCACUGCUCGUUCCCCUUAGGUGAUAGCGUGAUAAUAUGUAGUCUAUAUGUUGACCCGACUUCUUAAUAAUAUUCGUUUCAAAUUUGAAGUAAAUCCAUGCAGUACUUUUUGAGUUUAUCCCGGACAUACAUACAGACUAACAGACGAAAAUUCAAUAAACUAUAUUUUUGACUUCGGUAUAGAUUGUAGAUCACACCCCAAGUAUUCUUUUAAAAAAAAUAUUCAAUGUACAGUUUUGACUUUCCUACCAUUUUAUUAUGUGUCGCACCUCCCUCUGUCCUGACGAGCAGGAAAGAGUAACUCAGCGACUACUGGAACGCUACACCCGCGACAAUAUAUAUAUAUGAGUAUGCGUGCGCUGCUCCAUUCCCCUAUGCCUUAUGCACCGCCUAAUGUUAGGUUAUUUAAGAAAAGACGUUUCACUUCAGAUGUGUGAUCCGUGCAAACUUUUUUUUUAUUAAUAGUUCAUCCAUUCAUCGAGUUAUUCAAAUCUGCCGAAUUAUUCCAACCGACUUUGAACUUUAUCUUGCUUGAUAUGUAAAGAAUUGCAAUAGGGAUGAUGACAGUGUAAAGUAAUCGAAAUUCUAUUUAGCUCGACAGUGGUGUCGUUUCUGGCAGGAUUCUCUAAACCUAAACUUAAAUUUGAUAACAGUGUAUCCUUGUCAUUCUCUAUACAGAAUGAAAAGGAUAGACUGAUGAUAAUUUAGUUUUAAGUUUAGAGAACCAUGCCAGAAUCGACACUAGUAAGACUAUUACCUACUACUAAAAAAUGUUGGACACAUACUUUUUCCUUUGUCAUUCAACCAAAAAAUUUCAAAAAUAACGCGCGUCAAAGUGUGGGGCUCGUGAUGUCACUUCUAAGUAAAAAUUGUACCAAGAUGUGGCGUCAUGCGAUAUUUCAAGUCAAUAUAUCUCUGUAAGGUUUUGGUUAUUCGAAAGACAGAAUAAUAAGGUUAUAUUGAUGAAUAUAUUGAUUUGAAAUGAAAAACUAUUUGACACGUAAAUACAUAAGUGCAUAAAGAAGAAAUACGUGUCCAAUACUUUUUGAUAAUCUACCUUAUAGAUGAAGAAAAACAAAGUGUUUCGUCAUCCCUAUUUUAAAUACGGAUUGAAUAAAUGUAAAACAGUGCCACGAAGUAGCCAUUAAGAAAGAUGGGAAAAAUAUUCAUUAUGAAACAAAUACAUAGCAACUGUUAGAUGACCCAACGACUAAACUAGAACUAACCUAUAUAUAAAGAUAGGCUUAAAUUGUUUUAAACUUUCAUGGUCAAUAAUAUUUUAGCUAUUAACGGGAUUGUUACUGUUGCAAGCGUCUUGAUCACGGAGUAACCUUAGAUUAAAACAAAAAGGGUAGAUACGGCACUAGCCUCACAAAAAUGAUCCGCACAAAUUGUGGUCCACGACCCUAAUCGCUUUAGUCACAACUUGACAUGCAAACGACGUACAUGUAAACGCCAAAAAGAAAUAUUGAUAAUAUUUUGUGAUUAUAUGAUAAAACAAUGCCUAAGUAUGUUUUUAAAAGGUACUGAAAUUGCUCAAGAACUAAAAAUAAAACCCACGGCAUCAC
Messenger RNA from Chilo suppressalis (striped riceborer), 5710 nucleotides. NCBI's taxonomy places the organism in Eukaryota, Metazoa, Arthropoda, Insecta, Lepidoptera, Crambidae. The record is from the annotation of a GenBank genome assembly.